AUGAAAACAAUCAGUGAAGUAAGUGUCGAGGGGAAAAGCGUGUUUGUUCGAGUGGAUUUUAAUGUUCCCAUUUCAAACUCCAUAGUUUUGAAUGAUUUCAAGAUAACCUCUGCUCUACCAACAAUCAAGCUUAUUCACUCCAAAAAUCCCAAAAGGGUUAUCAUUGGGAGUCAUCUGGGGAGGCCCAAGGGGAAGUAUUCCAAGGAGUUUUCCCUCAGGCCGGUGUAUUCUGUGCUAAGGGAACUUCUUAGGAGAGAGAUCGAUGUGGAGCUUGCUUUUUGCGACAUAUGGGAUAUUGAGAACACCCAUCAUACGUGGAUACUGCUUGAGAAUUUGAGGUUCUGCAGUGCAGAAGAAAGGGACGAUGAUGAGGAUGCUUCGGAACGAUACAGAGAUGUGUUUAUGAAAAACAUGGACAUUGCAGUGGUGGAUGCAUUUGGUUGUUUACACAGGGAAUGUGGAUCUAUACAGAGAACUGGGUUGCCUUCAUACUCUGGGCUCCUAGUUCAGAAGGAAUUGGAUUUUGCAGGUAGGAUUGCCGAGGAGAGUAUAGAUCUGAUGGUAUUGGGCGGAAAGAAGGUAUCUGAUAAAGCUAAGCUACUCGAGUUUCUAGGGCAACGAGCCAAAACCCUGUUUGUUACUGGGGGAAUGGCUUUCCCGUUUGUCAAAUACAUAUUGAGAAAAGAAGUUGGAAGUAGUGUUUGUGAAGAGGUUUCAAAGGAGGAAAUAGAAAGUAUAUAUAGGUCAUGCGAAGUCCAUGGAACAAAAAUAAUCCUACCUGUUGACUUUACCAUUCUCCAAAAUGGAAAGGUGCAGAUAUCUAGAAGCAUACCUUCAGAAGGAAUAGCGAUGGACAUAGGACCUGAAACAAUAGAGAUCCUAAGAAAAGAGGUUUCCAAGGCAAGAGCAGUAUUCUGGAAUGGUCCUCCAGGCGUAUUCGAAGAAAAGAACUUCUCAAAUGGAACGAGAGCCCUAGUGAAUGCCUUAGAGGGCCUGAAAAAAGAAGGAAAGAAGUCCUUUUGUGGCGGAGGGGAAACUGCUGGUGCAAUCAAAUUAUUUGGUAGUUAUGAUGGCUUUACUUAUGUAUCCACUGGAGGAGGAGUACUAAUGAAGUUGUUAAGCAAUGAGAAGCUUCCUGGAUUGGAUUUUCUAUCAAAGCAGACUUGA
This is a messenger RNA of Encephalitozoon hellem ATCC 50504, 1167 nucleotides long. Its product is annotated as phosphoglycerate kinase. Gene Ontology annotation, molecular function: ATP binding; phosphoglycerate kinase activity; ADP binding. The record is from RefSeq and is a predicted model, not a curated record. Gene Ontology annotation, cellular component: cytosol. Lineage: Eukaryota; Fungi; Microsporidia; Unikaryonidae. The transcript has a single exon. Gene Ontology annotation, biological process: gluconeogenesis; glycolytic process. Bases 1 to 1167 code for a protein of 388 amino acids.